Messenger RNA from Aspergillus brunneoviolaceus CBS 621.78, 1371 nucleotides. Its product is annotated as RTA1 domain-containing protein. The record is from RefSeq and is a predicted model, not a curated record. Lineage: Eukaryota; Fungi; Ascomycota; Eurotiomycetes; Eurotiales; Aspergillaceae. The transcript has 2 exons. Bases 122 to 1036 code for a protein of 304 amino acids. Gene Ontology annotation, cellular component: membrane.
CGAGUAGAUCGCUUGGCGGUAGUCCCGCCCAAACACCUUAUAACAGCCCUCACCUGCCCCCUUAUCGCGAACAUGCAAAGUGACUGAACGCAGGCGAAUACCGCGCCCCAGCUGAUUACUCAUGGCGCGCUCCCACCCGCAUAUCACAGCGCGAUCCUUCGGCUACAUCGACCCCAACUUCCCCAACCCCAACGGGCCCAACGACACCUCGAUCAUCAUCUACGGCUACACGCCCUCGCUCGCGCUCGCCGCCUUCGCGGCCACCUGGUUCUUCGUGCAUCUGGUCGCGCACACCGUCCAGACGAUCCGCCACCGCAGCUGGUGGUGGCUCCCCUUCUCGGUGGGCCUGGUCUUCGAGAUCGUCGGGUACAUCGCGCGGGCGCUGUCCGCGCGCCAGGACCCGUACAACCUGAUCUACUUCGUGCUCAACUACUUCUUCAUCGUCACGGCGCCCGUGUUCCUGGCCGCGGGGAUCUACACCAUCCUGUCCGGGCUGAUCCGGCUCCUCGGCCGGCAGCACGCCCUCCUACCGCCCCGGGUGAUCCUGUGGUUCUUCAUCGCCUCCGACGUCGUCUCGACCGUCGUGCAGAUCGCCGGCGCCGUGCUGGUCGGCGUGCGCGAGUCGCGGCGGCAGGACCCCUCCGUCGCCAACCAUAUCCUGUUGGGCGGGCUGGCGUACCAGGUCUUCGCGAUGACGGUGUUCAUUGCCGUGGCGGCGGGGUUUCUGGUCCGCGCGAGGGGGCUGAUUUGGACGGCCGCGCGGAAGGGGGAGGGGCCGCCCCGGUAUGGCGUGUUCUGUGGGGUGUUUGGGCUGGCCACGCUGCUGGUGUAUCUGCGCACCAUCUUCCGGUUGGCGGAGACGGCGCAGGGGCUGGGCGCCACGCUGGCGACCCAUGAGGUCUACUUUGCGUGCUUGGAGUUCGCGCCUAUCGCCGCCGUGGUGUUGUUGUUUGCCGUCUGGCAUCCGGGCAGGUGUGUCGGGGCCACGAUUGGGGGCACGGCGGGGUCGUUGAGGGUGAGGUCUUAUGGGUUUUGAUGUUUCGUGUUGGUGAAUUUGUCGGGGCAAAGGGUUGGUUGGACAUAUCACGGUUGUUUGAGUCCUCUUCAGCAAUGAGAUGAUGAAGUCUUGAGAUUCAUGCCUAUUAAAUCGUGUUCGAGGACCUGCAGGAUAGCUAGGCGGGCUGUCUAACUGGCGCAGUACUCGUUGAUAAGAAUAGAAUGAAGACCAGACUCCUUUGACAGACGAUUGCAGUGCAUGGAGUAUCAUGCCAACGCGCCACUGGACCACUACGGAACGUUGGCGGUGGAAUCAAGUGCUUCCAAUGGCAUAGUAGAGCGUACUCAAGCCAAACAUAUCUACUUUGAUUGAUG